Molecule: messenger RNA, 627 nt
Organism: Sander lucioperca (pikeperch)
Lineage: Eukaryota; Metazoa; Chordata; Actinopteri; Perciformes; Percidae
Gene: c20h11orf98
Product: chromosome 20 C11orf98 homolog
Exons: 4
Coding region: 132-524 (130 amino acids)
Source: RefSeq, a predicted model, not a curated record
AAUCCUAGUCCUGGCUGUAAUGUGUGUAGAGGCCUGAGGGGGCAGUAAAGAGCCGCCGGUCCGGGGAUCUGACGGUAAGUGUUAAAACAGUAGAAGAAGAAGCAUCAUACAUUCUCCCCACGAGGACCAACAUGUCUCCGCCAGGAGGAAAAAUCAACAGGCCGAAAACAGAACUCGGCAGGAAUCUGAACAAGCGGCGGCGAGUUCUGAGCAGAGAGAAGAGGAAGAGACGUCUGAUAGUCGGAGCCGUGAUCGACGAGGGACUCAUCACCAUCCAUCACCUGAAGAAGAGAAAGUCGAGUGCGCGGGCGAACAUCACGCUGUCUGGGAAGAAGAAGAGGAAGUUGAUCAAACAGCUGCAGCACAUGCAGCAGGAGAAGGCCAGUAUGGAAGUGGCCGCUGCGGCAGCAGCGGCGCCGAAGAAACCGGACUCCUCGUCUGCUCCGACCAAGAAGAAGAAUAAGAAGAAGAAGAAGAGAGCAGCCGGGUCACAUGAUGACGUAGAGAUGGCCGACGCCGAAUGACGAGAGGACAGAAUCACGGCUCGUUUCUCAGACGCGUAGAGCAGCGUCCCGUCUUCCUCCUGAACCGAGAGACGGGACGCGGUCCACCUUGGAACAGAACUCU